AUGGCGUUGAACGUCCAAAUCAUAUCGGAAGAAACCAUCAAGCCGUCGUCGCUGGCCCCUGAGCACCUCAAAAUCCACAAACUUUCGUGCAUGGACCAAGCCGCCCCUCCCCGUUACACGCCCAUCCUCCUUUCCUACCCGGAUACACAAAUCCCCUCCUCCUACCAACAAGGCGCCAUGGUCGUCGAGAAGCUGAAAUCCUCCCUCUCCGAAACCCUAUCCCACUACUACCCGUUCGCCGGCCGGUACCGUGACGACGGCUACUCCAUCGACUGCAACGACAAGGGCGUCGCGUUCGUGGUGGCCCACGUGUCCGACGACAAAACGUCGUCGUCGUCCACGGGAGGACUGGAGGAGGAGGAGGUGCUGCAGCUGAUGCCCUGCCAUCCCCAGGAGACGUGGGUGGACGACAACGGGGAGCUGGUCCUGCUGGCCAUCCGGGUCAACUUCUUCGAGUCAACGGGGAUCUCCAUCGGGAUCUGCGCCUGGCACGGGGUCUGCGACGGGCCCACCAUCAGCUUCUUCGCCCAAUCGUGGGCCGCCAUCUGCCGCGGCGACCCCCAGGUCCAGCGCCUCCUCAACGGCAACGCGGUCGUGGACUACGGGUCCAUGUUCCCGGCCCACCAGUCCCUGGACUACAUCAGAAGCAUGGGGUCCUACUUCGACACGUCCGACGAUCACAAAAAGAGGACGGCGGUGAAGCAGUUCGUCGUCCCGGGCCCCAAGAUCGACGCCCUGAGGGAGGAGAUCACGAGGAGCACCGGCAAGCGCCCCUCCCGCGUGGUCGUGGUCUCCUCCCUCGUGUGGGCCGCCGCCAUCCGCGUCUCCCAGGAGAAGCGGAAGGCGAGGAGGAGGAGAGACGAGGAGGAUGACAUGAAUGAGUUGCAUUCGGCGGCGAUAAUUGUGAACAUACGGCCGAGGACAAACCCGCCGCUGCCGCCGAUGUGCAUGGGGAACCUCUUCCAGCGGAGCGCGACGGCGAAAUGGCCGAUCAAGGAGGAGGCGGCGGGGGCGUUGAGUAAAUUGGCGGGGAGGUUGGGGGAUGUGGUGCGGGGAGUGGACGCGGAGUUCUUGAGCAAGGCGCACGAGAACGGCGGGGAGGGUUAUAAGGAGUUUAUGAGGUCGUGGUGGGAAGAGUACGAGAAGGAGGACUUCAUAGUGAUAACGAGCUUGUGCGGGUACGGGAAGGAAGGCGGCGUGGAUUUUGGGUGGGGGAAUCCCGGUUCGACCCGCGGGUAUGCGAGGAGCAACAAGACCAUUUCGCUGAUGGAUGCGAAAGACGGUCAGGGGAUUGAGGUGUGGGCGACUCUGGAUAAGGACGACAUGGCCAUCUUUGAGAAGGAUCCUACCUGGUCUAAUUAA
Messenger RNA from Linum trigynum, 1362 nucleotides. The record is from the annotation of a GenBank genome assembly. NCBI's taxonomy places the organism in Eukaryota, Viridiplantae, Streptophyta, Magnoliopsida, Malpighiales, Linaceae.